Molecule: messenger RNA, 1164 nt
Organism: Carassius carassius (crucian carp)
Lineage: Eukaryota; Metazoa; Chordata; Actinopteri; Cypriniformes; Cyprinidae
Product: epigen-like
Exons: 5
Coding region: 190-648 (152 amino acids)
Biological process (GO): epidermal growth factor receptor signaling pathway; positive regulation of mitotic nuclear division; positive regulation of cell population proliferation
Source: RefSeq, a predicted model, not a curated record
UCUUGAUUCACUGCAAUUCCUGUCACUAGUUAAAAUGAUUGGCUAUCAUUAGUGACGCAGAGAAGGAUACAGAAGGAUGGUAUAAAUUGUGGGGAAUUACCACUUCCAUCUGGAGAGCAGCAGAAGUGUGAAGAAAACCGGACAAAUCCAGAAUCUUCAGUCUAACUGAAUCUUUACUUGGGACGCAGCAUGACACAACAAGUGGAUAAAAGGUGUUUGCACUAUCAGGUACUUGGAUUGAUGGUGGUGUUAGCCGUCUUCUCUGGACUUGGAGACACUAAGGAGAAGUCAGAGGAUGUGCUCCUAUACAACACAACACUCAGAAGUGGAGAAGAACCGCGAGUGCUGGCUAUUCUAAGGCCCUGCGGUCCAGAACACAAAGGAUUCUGUUUCAAUGGUGCCUGUUCCUACUCCUCUGACCUGGAGACCCCCAUUUGUCGGUGUGACAAAAUGUUUAGCGGUGAGCGAUGUGAACAUGCUAUUUUGGACAACCGAAGUUCGUCUAGUCCUGAAGAAGUCAUUGGAAUUAGCUGUGGUGCAGUUUUAUUACUGGGAAGCGUCAUUGCAGUGAUGUACUGCUGCGUAAAGAAAAGGUGUCAGAAGUCAUCAACACCCUACAAGAACUGUGGCUCUGAGAACUUAGUUUAGGUUAUCUGCCCAGAUAUAAUUUAUGCUCUUAAAUAGUGUUUUUAAACUGGAAGGAGGACUAAACAUCGAGACUGACUCUACAAGCAAGACAGGCCAGACUGUGGAGCACACACAACACCCUCUAGAGGACAGAGAAUUGCAAAGAAACACUGUGACAUUUCACCAUCUCACAUUGGGAAAAUACAUGUUUUCAACAGAAUAGUUUUAUAUUUAUUAAAAGUUUCUGCUACUUAGUCCUUGUGAUUAUACUACAACUUUGGCACUGUAAUGUAAAAAUAAUUGACUAUCAUUGAAAAACUGCAUGUAGAACUAUCAAUCAGAUGGAAUUUUAUCCAUAAGCAUAUGUCAUUUGCUGCUUCUGUUAUGAAUGUAUUAUUUAAGUACACAUAGGUAUUUAUUGCACAUGAUAAAACUAAAUAUAAAAUUUAAACUUUGCUAAUGUAUUUAUAACAGAUAUUUAUUUAUUGAGAAAUUUGUAUAAAAUAUGCACUUCAAAUAAAAAAAAUAAAUACAAAA